AUGGCAGGACGUACAAUGUACCUUCGGAUGUUUCUGGCCUUCGUCACAGCGAUGACCAUCUUCCUCGGCGGCCAUUGGAGUACAGUGGGCCCCCGAGACCUCCUGACCCCACCGGUGCCUGGUGUUACCGCAGGUGAAACAGCACAUCCAGCUACAGCUACAGCUACCGCUACAAAGGUCGUUCUCCUGGCUUACAUGAGGAGUGGAUCAAGCCUCACAGGCGAUGUCGUACAACAGAGCCCGGAUGUAUUCUACAUGUUUGAACCGUUAUACUCUAUGCAGAAACAGUUAUCUCACUAUUUUGACAUCAACAACAAACGGUUUAACUCUAAAAAAAGAAAGAGACACCAACACAUUCUGGAAUCGUUACUGACCUGCAACCUGACAUCCCUGGACUAUGUGACCCUCACUCAGCAUCACCUGAAGAACAGCUUCAGCACCAACGACUACUACAACUGCACCAGGAAUGUGGAAUCGAUAUCCGGUUUACACGAAUGUCUCGAACCCGUCUUGUCAAACUGUGCCAAGUCAAGGGUUGUAUUUGCCAAAGUCAUCCGCACAAACAUGGUCGAUAUGUAUCACCUCCUGUCCAAAUAUCCACAGUUUAAGGUCAUUCAUCUUCUUCGGGACCCCAGAGGCCUUCUGGCUUCACAAGAUAACGUCGGGCAUCUACCUGAUGGUAUUACUGCUUCAGCAGAGGCAACCUGUAACCAAAUAUAUUCCGAUGUUCAGAAGUCUAUCAGAUAUAAGAAGAGGUUCCCUGGUCGCGUAUUAAGUGUGCGUUACGAGGACAUUGCACUCCACCCACUUCAUAUGUCUAAACAAGUCUACGAUUUCCUGGGAAUAGAUCUUACAACCAAAAUAAAAAACUACAUCUUGGAUAUGACAG
Haliotis rubra (blacklip abalone) is the source of this 889-nucleotide messenger RNA. RefSeq names its product carbohydrate sulfotransferase 1-like. Gene Ontology annotation, molecular function: N-acetylglucosamine 6-O-sulfotransferase activity. Gene Ontology annotation, biological process: sulfur compound metabolic process; N-acetylglucosamine metabolic process. Lineage: Eukaryota; Metazoa; Mollusca; Gastropoda; Lepetellida; Haliotidae. The transcript has 4 exons. The record is from RefSeq and is a predicted model, not a curated record. The annotation marks the transcript as partial.